This is a messenger RNA of Jaculus jaculus (lesser Egyptian jerboa), 4542 nucleotides long. It is a transcript of the gene Baiap3, whose product is annotated as BAI1 associated protein 3. The record is from RefSeq and is a predicted model, not a curated record. The coding region runs from base 43 to 3501 and encodes 1152 amino acids. The transcript is spliced from 34 exons. NCBI's taxonomy places the organism in Eukaryota, Metazoa, Chordata, Mammalia, Rodentia, Dipodidae.
CCCGACCCCGCGCGCCCCGCGCCCUGGCCCACGGUGGCCGCCAUGUCGACCUUGCUGGACAUCAAGAGCAGUGUGCUCAGGCAGGUGCAGGUGUGCCCAUCGUUCUGCCGCAAGGCAGAGCAGGAGCCCGGGAGCACAAGCGCUGACCAGCAGGAGCCCCCCACGGGGGCCUGGAAACCCGGGGAUGGCAUGGAGUUCUUCGCCCACAUGCGCCUCAUCCUAAAGAAGGGGGAUGGCAGACAGGGCCUGCCAUGCCCUGAGGUCCUCUUGCGCAGUGGCUCCCCCGCCCCUGCCGAACCCGUGGACCCCAGCCGUGGUUUGAAAGCCCUAGCCCAGGAGGAGGUGGAGAUGCUCUACGAGGAAGCCUUGUACACGGUGCUCCACCGGGCAGGCACCAUGGGUCCCGACCAGGUGGACGACGAGGAAGCGCUGCUGGGUUACCUUCAGCAGGUGUUUGGCACCAGCAUCAAGGAGCACACUAAGGCCAUUGAACGGGUAAAGAAGGCCAAGGCCCCUACAUAUGCCCUGAAAGUCUCUGUCAUUCGUGCCAAGAACCUUCUGGCCAAAGACCCCAAUGGCUUCAGCGACCCAUACUGCAUGCUGGGUAUCCUGCCAGCAGCGGGCGCCUCGAGGGAGCCAAGUGGGCAGAAGGAGCAGCGUUUCAGCUUCCGCAAGGGCAGCAAGCGCAGCGGCCCGCUGCCAGCCAAGUGCAUCCAGGUCACUGAGGUCAAGAGCAGCACGCUGAAUCCUGUCUGGAAGGAGGACUUCCUGUUUGAAAUCGAGGAUGUCAAUGUGGACCAGCUGCACCUGGACAUAUGGGACCAUGACGAUGAUGUGUCCCUGGCAGAAGCAUGCAAGAAACUGAAUGAAGUCAUUGGCCUGAAGGGAAUGAGCAGGUACUUCAAACAAAUCGUGAAGUCAGCCCGUGCAGAUGGGACAGCAGGUCCCACAGAGGACCACACUGAUGACUUCCUGGGGUGCCUUAACAUCCCCAUUCGGGAGGUGCCGGUCGCCGGCGCUGACCGGUGGUUCAAGCUGGAGCCCCGCUCUAGCGCCUCGCGCGUGCAGGGAGACUGCCACUUGGUCCUCAAGCUGAUCACUACCCAGAGGGACACUGCCAUGAGCCAGCGAGGGCAAUCCGGCUUCCUGUCCUACCUGUUGCUGCUCAGCCAGGUUCUGAGUUUUGAACACAGAGCUGAAGAGCCCAGUUCCAGCAGUUGGCGUGGAGAGCUCAGUGGGCCUGGGACCACAGUCCUCUGCCUGCACGGAGCCCAGAGCAACCUGUCACCCUUGCAGCUGGCCUUGCUGCACUGGCAGGUCAGCAGCCGCCACCAUCAGACAUGCUCUCUGGACUACGGCUACCUGUUGGGGCUGCUGGAGGAUGUGCAGGCGCACUGGGAGGAGGCAGUCAGGCUGCCCCAGGAGCAGGAGGAGAGCCUGGCCGACAGCUUCUCUGCCUUCUCGGAGUUCGGGUUGCGCCUGCUGCGCCAGCUCCGCGAUUACUUCCCUGCCACCAAUAGUACCGCGGUGUACCGCCUGGAGCUGCUGCUGAAGUGCCUGGACAAACUGCAGCUCUUCCAGCCCUCCUUCGAGAUCUGUCCCUUCGAGACAGAGCUCAACAUGGAUAUUGCUGCAGCCCUGAAGAGAGGCAACCGUGAGUGGUAUGACCGGCUCCUGAACACCAAAAGUCCCCGAGAGCAGCCGGGGCCGCAGCGUCUGGCCGGGCUUGUUGAGCUUGCAGACAUCAUCUAUGAGGACUUGCAGUCUUGCUACGGAGUCUACGCCAGCCUCUUUCAUGGCAUCCUCAAGGUGGACUUCUUCACCCUUACCUUCCGGCAGCUGGAGCGCCUGAUGGCAGAGGAGGCGUGGGUACUGACAGAGGAGCUGAACCCCAGAAUGAACCUAGAGGCGGCCUCGGGACUCUUUGAGCUCUACUUGACCCUGGCUGACACCCAGCGCUUUUGGAGCUACAUUCCCGGCCGGGACAGUCGCUCCCUGGCCCUGGCUGGCAUCCACACCCAAUUCCUGCCGGCUGUGAAGCUCUGGCUGCAGGUGCUACGCGACCAGGCCAAGUGGCGCCUUCAGGGAGCCGUGGAUGUGGACACUCUGGAGCCAGGGGAUACCACCUCCAAGCACAGCAGUUCUGCAAGCACGGCCAACCUCUGCCUCAGCCACAUCCAGGAGCUCUGGGUCCGCCUGGCUUGGCCUGACCCUACUCAAGCACAGGAGCUUGGCGUCCAGCUCAGUCAGGAUAUGUGUGAGGCCAUCCUCUUCUACACGGAGCUGCUAAGGAAGAAGGUGGACACACAGCCCGGGACCACUGGUGAGGCAGUGAGUGAACAGCUCUGUGUGGUGCUCAACAACGUGGAGCUGGUGCGCAGGGCAUCGGGACAGGCACUGAAAGGCCUGCUGUGGCCCGAGGGGGCUGUCGGGCCCGAAGGAGUGCUCCCUCGCCCCUUGUUCAGCUGCAUGCAGGCCCUGGAUGAGGACCUGCAGAGAGAGGCCCACACUGUGACGGCCCACCUGACCUCCAAGAUGGUGGCAGAUGUCAGAAAGUAUGUGCAGCACAUCAGUCUGUCCCCUGACUCCAUUCAGAAUGAUGAGGCCGUGGCUCCACUCCUCAAGUACCUGGACGAGAGGCUGGCCCUGCUGAAUGCAUCACUGGUGAAGGAGAACCUGAGCAGGGUGCUGGAGGCCCUCUGGGAGCUGCUCCUGCAGGCCAUUUUGCAAGCGCUGAGUGCAAACAGAGAUGUGUCUUCUGACUUCUAUGAACGCUUCCAUUUCACCUUGGAGGCUCUGGUCAGUUUCUUCCAUGCUGAGGGCCAGGGCCUGCCCCUCGAGAGCCUGAAGGACGGCAGCUACAAGAGGUUGGAGGAGGAGCUGCGGCUGCACAAGUGCUCCACCAGAGAGUGCAUCGAGCAGUUUUACCUGGACAAGCUCAAGCAGAGGUCCCUGGAACAGAACCGGUUCGGGCGCUUGAGUGUCCGCUGCCACUAUGAGGCGGCUGAGCAGCGGCUGGCUGUGGAGGUGCUGCAUGCCGCGGAUCUGCUGCCCCUGGAUGCCAAUGGUCUGAGCGACCCCUUCGUGAUCGUGGAGCUGGGUCCACCACACCUCUUCCCACUCGUCCGCAGCCAGAGGACCCAGGUCAAGGCCCGGACGCUGCACCCAGUCUAUGAUGAGCUCUUCCAUUUUUCUGUGCCCGCAGAGGCGUGCCGCCGCCGUGGGGCCUGUGUGCUAUUCACAGUCAUGGACCACGACUGGCUGUCCACCAACGACUUUGCUGGAGAGGCAGCCCUUGGCCUCAGUGGUAUCAGUGGCAUCGCGAAACCCCACGUGGGUGGGGGAGCAAGGGUGGGGCAGCCCAUUACACUGCACCUGCGCAGGCCCAGAGCCCAGGUGAGGUCUGCGCUGCGCAUGCUGGAAGGCCGCGCCAACAAGGAGGCACAAGAGUUUGUCAAGAAACUCAAGGAGCUGGAGAAGUGCAUGGAGGCCGACCCCUGAGCAUUUGGCUGGCCACAACCUGGCCCUCCCCACUUCCCACAGGUCACUCUGAGCACACAGAGGGCCUGGAGGCCUCUCUCCUGCUGUGUGACCCACGUGCUGUGACUUCCAUUUACUCAGGCUCUCUCUGAUGUGUGCUGUGACCCCUUCUGCCCCAGUGUGCCCUACCCUCAGUAUGGGCAGCCAACUCGGUAAGACCUGGCCAGCAGCUGCUCAUGGACACAGUGGGACUAGGCCUGACCCCAGAGGGAUUUCCCCCCUGGGGUGGCGGGCAGCUGCUCUCAGUGGACUCAUUCCCUAGGAGCCAUUAGGCAAUGUCUGGAGACACUUGUGAUCACAGAUGGGGACUGAAAGGUGCUGGUCCCAGGGGCUGGAGACCAGGGAUGCAGCCCACACCUUGUAAUGACCAUGUGGCCUUGUGGGAAUGACCUGUACCCCAGGCUGUCAGUGCCACUGGGGAGCCCCUCCUCUACAAUGCUUUCUGAAACAAGGUCUCCCUAGGCAGAGGAAGGAAGGCUGGGGGUCAAGCUGGGAAAACCCAGGCUCUGGAGGGUAGCAGCAGUCAGGGCCCCAGGCAGAGGACAGGACUGAGUCUGGGAUGCCUGCAUACUCUCCUGGCUCUGGAGGUCCACCCAGAGGGUGAGCUGAGUGCUAGUCAAGGAACACAUGGGUUCCAGUCCCCAGCUGGCUCUUGGGCCCAGGUUAGUGAGGCACAGGACACCAACCCCAGCUGGAGAACAGGGGUAAGGGCUCUGUGCCAGAUGUCAGUUUCCUCUGACACAUCUGAGUGUGAUCAUACCAGACUUACCCCCGACCAAGACCCACCCAGGCAAAGGCUCUUCCAUCCCUCAGGCCAAGUACAAAGUAACAAACUCGUGCUGGGGGCUCUUAGUCUGCAGCUUUACUAAUAGUGCCAAGGCAGGAUGCCAGGCUGUCACAAUGACAGAAGCCCAGUCCUUCCAGACCUGUCUGUCCCCUGGUUCCAUUGCCACCUGAGUUUCUGCACCCCAGCUUCAACAAUGUGUAUGCCUGCAACGUUUA